Cotesia congregata is the source of this 2661-nucleotide messenger RNA. NCBI's taxonomy places the organism in Eukaryota, Metazoa, Arthropoda, Insecta, Hymenoptera, Braconidae. The record is from the annotation of a GenBank genome assembly.
AUGAAUACCGCAGUGCUAACCGGUCGUCAAGUAUCCCAAGCGAUGAAGGUUUUCAUCGUCAGCCAGGCGGGAACAGUUGCCGAUGUAACGCUCCAGUCAUCCUGCCACUCUGAGGAUGAAAGUGUUUCAUCAUCAUGCAGCAGUGUCUAUGUAGACGGUUCUGAAAUCCGCGGCUCAAGCAACGCAUCAGUACUUGUUAAAUACGGCACAUACACUGGAUUAGCGAGGUUUACUGUUUGGAUGCCGGAGUUUCCGCUAGAGGUCACUGUUACCGAUGCAAGGUUGAGUCAAAUUAAAGGCUGGAAAGUCCCAGAGGGCCAUCCGGUCCAAAAAAAUAAGAGAAGUUUGAAUCAGACUGAUGAAUCUUCUGUUGAUGUCACCACCAACGUUAAUAAUAAUAACAACAAUAUUAAUAAUAAUAAUGGCAGGAGACGCAGACGGAGAAGAACAAGUCUCUCGGGACUAGACUCGCUAGACAAUAAUGAAGACACGAUUAAUCAAGAUAACGAAGACGAGGAAGAAGAAGAAGAGGAGGAUGACGAUGAGAUUGAUGACGUGGAAGUUGAAAGAUUCCGGGAUGACAGGUGGGACGCGGUUAAUUCGAUCGAUCGGUCACUCCAGACUGCAUGCAGAUUGCGGUUCCAGCAAAGCCCUGUGGAGGUCCACGCCAGGUUCCUGGCCGCAGGACAUGACAGCGGACGUGAGUCCUAUUUUGUCAAUAGAAGGACCUGGUUGAGAGUGACUGACCUGGUGGUAGGGCUCGUCAGAGUUUCGGAUCCCAGGAUCGCGACUCUGCUGCAGGACAGGAUCGUCCAGGGACGAGGAGUUGGGAGGACCGAGGUCCAGGUUCUCUCGCCGAUUACUGGAAGGGUCAUUGGAGCUAAAGAGAUCAGGGUGGGAAAUGACAGGGUUUCUAUUGCAAGGUUGUCUGUCAAGGUUGUUUCGGGGCUGCAAUUGACGAUUAGUCCGGAUAGUGCAAUUGAAAAUGGGUAUGUUGCUGAAACCAGUGUUACUAGGAGGCUCACCGCUCAGUAUCAGGAAGGACUUCUGGAUAUCGACAUAGAGUUCACAGACUCGACAAAGACGCCCCUUAGAGAGAUUGCGGUGAGCGAUUAUCAUCUGACGGUAGAGAGUUUGGACCCGGAGGUGGUGGCUUUCGCGCCAAUGGUGGCCUCGCACCAUCCAAGAGUAAUAGCAGUUGGAGAAGGUCACGGGGAUCUCUUGAGAGUGACUCUUUCUCUCGCUGAGGCAUGCAGGAUGUCGGGGACGAAUGCUGGCAGAAGAGCAAAAGGAUCAAGGACAAACACUAGUGGACAGGGUGCUACCCAAGCGCUGGCUACUGCGACGGCGAACGUCGAGGUUGAUUUUGCGUCUAGCGACCUUCCCCAUCGACCGGAAUUCGUCCAGAACGACGGUGGGGGAACCGUUCAAGGUGGCUCCUCUCACCACCACCGCGAGCGAAAAACAGGACGUGAGGUUGCUCCUGAUUUACAUGAUAUACUCAUUGGCGGCAUAGGCGGAGUAGGAGUGCGUCAUCACAAUGCCAGCCACAUGACACCCUUAGAAAUCGGAAUGUACGUCCUACUAGCAGCAUUCGGGUUCGCUAUUUUGGUGUUCGUGAUAUCAUGCGUGGUAUAUGCCAGCAAAUUCAAACCCCAUCAAUCAGACUCACCAUUGCCAAGCAUCCCGAUGUUAGGGGCUGUCAGGGCACGAGCCGCCGCUGCUAGCCAACAAUUGGCAUCUGCUCGUCGGCCCCGUGAGUCCACCACCAAUGCCCACGACUGGGUCUGGCUUGGUAGGGCAACUCUUGAACGAGCUGCUUGUGCUCCUCAACAGGUAAGGGUGACAAAUAACCCUCUGGCAGGUGAAGUUGACGAAGAAGCGGGUGACUUAGGAACGAGUUUUGAUAAUCCAAAUCACAUAGAACUGCCAGCGACAGGGAAUCGCGUAACUGUCACACCGAUUGAUUCUACAACUUAUUGCAAGCGUGACAGAAUUCGCAAUUACAUGCAGAAAAAUGAUACCACCAAGACCCAAGUUUUAGCGGGUGCUAUCACUUCUUCCACGCGCAACGGAAACGACGCGAAAGACGUUCCACCCCCUCUACCUCCCCACGGAGUGACAUCGCCAUCUGCCGGAACAGUCGGAACAGCAGACCAGGCGAACAACAAUGAAGACUACAAGCCGCCCGUUCCUCCUCACAGGAACACCGGAGUGACAGCUCGUCUUCCCGAAACACCAAAGAAACACCAGCACCGCAGUCACCACGGGAACCACCGACACGUCAAGCAUCACCACCACCACCAUCACAAGAACCAUUCGAACAACGUCAAGCCGAGCUCGAAGAACGAGGAGGCGCAGACUGUCGACGACGAGGAGUUCGUUGAACUCAGGAAACCCGGCUCGGGUGUCUCCGGAGACUCCAAGCCCAGGGAGAUUGUUCCCCGCGAGAUAAAGCGCGCGACAAUCGUCGGAAACCCGAUGUUCUCCUCUAACCUCUCCAGUUCUUCAUCAUCGAGCUCGUCUUCCACGGUGUCCAACCACGAGCUCACCGAGACAAUGGCCGCCUUGGAAACUCCGGCCCUGGAAGACCUCAACCUUGGUAUGGACUACAACCAAAUCAUGCAAUAUUUUGAUAAUUUGAAGGAAUCGAACGCCUAG